AUGACACAAAACUCUGAAAAAAUAAUUCGAUAUCUGCGAUCUGAUGCGACUCCUUUAUCAGAUGAUAAUAUACAAGAUAUCAUUAAUGCCAGAAAUUCAAUGAAACGCGCAUCAGAAGCUAUGGCUAUCAAAUAUAAAAUAUCAACAAGGCGUGUAUAUCAAAUAUGGAGAGAAAAUCAUCCUCCAAUAGAUCCUAGGGAAGUGAUAUUGCGAUCAAAUAUUGAUAUACUUAACUUAGCUAAGGACUCUAAUCGUGAUACCAAUACACCCAAUUCCACUGGGAAUAUCUUCCAUACAGAGUCUCAAGCUUUAGAUAAUACAUCAGCAAAAGUGACACAAUCAAACAAACGAAUAAGAAAACCAAGAUCUAAAUCUGUACGAAUUUCUGAUUCACCUAAUAUUAUCAAUGGGGGUGAUAUACCCAAUAUCUUAACAAAAAAAGCGGGAGAGGAAGAUGGCCUAUACACUUUAAUCGAACGUAAUCGUAAAGAAAUAGAAGAAGCUGAACGUGAAUCAGAAAGGAUUUUAGCCAUAAAGUGA
Molecule: messenger RNA, 540 nt
Organism: Entrophospora candida
Lineage: Eukaryota; Fungi; Glomeromycota; Glomeromycetes; Entrophosporales; Entrophosporaceae
Source: the annotation of a GenBank genome assembly